UACAUCAUAAGAAUAACUUUCCAACAUGGCGUCGGGUGUAACGGCAGCGAUGGAAUCAGAGGACCCGACAGCCCAUCAUCCUGGAUUCAGCAAUGACAAAUACUCGAUGUUGAUUGUGAUCGGUGCGCUCUAUAGACCGCAUAUACUGGACUAUAUUGUGGUGGAGAUUGAACGAGGUGUUCGUGCAUGGGAUGUGGACUUGGCAGUGUGUAACUUGGAUGAGCAGCUGAAGCUCUUUACUUCUCAGCAUUCUUCAUAUGAAUCAAAAGACAUUAGAGGUCAGAAGACAUUUCAUUUCAGUUCAGAUGUACUGGACAUUAAAGUUGUAGUAAAUCCAUCUGAAGGGUUUCUCUACUCUGAGGUCCACAGCUUGAUAUCAUCCAUACCUCGGCACAAAUUGCUGGUGCUCACGGGACAGUCUCUUGAGGACUCUGGAGAUCUGGUCCUUCAGACGGGGCAGUUCACUCCAAAUGAUUUCAUCCAGAUAAUUUCAGAUGAAGAGAUUCAAGCUCUCUUAAACUCUGUAAGCACACAUGGCAAAGCAAACCUCACUUUAAGCUGCCCUAAAACUGGAAAAUGGAAAAACUCGGUGCUAGGGAAGCACAACAUACAUAACAUUAUCGACAUUAAGGUGAAUCCUCUAAUGGUACUACCCAAAAUGGGGGGCCUUCAAGAGUUCACCGACCACAUUUUUGAGUCCAUAGAGCCACAGUCUCCAUUUGAUCUCUUAGAGCCACCUGGCACAGUAGGAUUUCUCAAGCUAUGUCGUCCGUGCUGUUAUGUCUUUCCAGGCGGGAGAGGUGACUGUGCCUUUUUUGCUGUCAAUGGGUUCAAUAUUUUGGUAAAUGGUGGAGCAGAUCCACGCUCUUGCUUCUGGAAACUUGUCAGGCAUUUGGAUCGUGUUGACUCAGUGCUGCUUACACAUGUUGGAACAGACAACCUGCCAGGAGUUAACAGCCUGUUGGAGAGGAAGGUCGCAGAGCUUGAGGAAAACAAAACUGACUCACAGGAAAAGGAGCAAUGGGCAAAGAAUCUAAUCUCUCCAGAGCUUGGUGUGGUUUUCCUAAAUGCCCCAAACAGACUUAAAAAACUUCAGGGUGAUCCUAAUGUACUACGAAGCAGUGAUAUAGCAGCACUUAUUUUACAGCAUUUGGAAAAACUAAAGAUCUCACCUGAACCGCUUUUUCGCAAUUCAAGUGGCUCCAUAGAACCAGUUAUUCUUUUCCAGAAAAUGGGAGUGGGAUGCCUUGAGCUUUACAUCCUAAAUCCAGUCAAACGUAGCAAAGAAGUAGAGUCUUACAUGAAUAACUGGCCAGAUAAUAGUUCCAAAUCAAAGAGUUUAGAUGGCCACCUAACCUCUUUGGUCUCUAUAUGUGCUUUGCUUGUUUGGCAUCCUGCUAACCCAAUGGAGAAAAUCAUUAGAGUUCUCUUCCCUGGCUCUACACCACAAGGAAAGAUAAUGGAUGGUCUGGAGAGACUGAAGCAUCUAGAGUUUCUCAAGCGCCCUGUAGUGUGCUCAAAAGAUUUUGAAACAUCAAAAUCAGAUAAGAAUCCAAAAGGUGCAGAGAGUCAGGACAGUUCCAAAUCUGUCAAAAAUGAAUCCAGACCAAGUAAUGGUGCUUCAAAAGACCGAGCUGAUCGUGGAGAUCUAGAGCUAAAAGACAAAACCAAAGGCGUGCAUGGGAAUGAUCUGAAAAGUGAAGAAAAGUUGAAAUCUGUAGAAAGCAAUGUGAAACAUAAACACCCCAGACUAGUUACAAGGAAGGAGUCUUUGAAGGACAAGAGCAAUGGAAAAAUAAACAUAUCAGAAUCAAAAAAACAAGAAAAUGGACAAAGAGAAAUGUCAGGUAGCAAAAAUGCUUCAAUGAGAAGACCAAAGUUAGAGAGCAAAUCCGAAGAGAGAAAAGCAACAAAGCCUCUUGGGAAAGAUAUCAAGAAAACCUCUGCAGGAUCACUGAACUCAAACAAGCCUGGAAACAUAAAAAACGAAGCAAAAUUACACAAACAGGCUGAGGACAAACCCAAAAAUUUUAAAUCUAACAAGGAGCAGCAGAAUCAGAAGUUGUCAACAGACUCAGAAGACAUAAAUUGCUCCAUUGUGUCUUCACCAGAAGAUAUGACGGCAGAUUUUCUGGAAAUGGAUCGAGAACAACAUGAUUUACUUGUGAAGAGGCAAACUGUUGACUUUGGGAACCUAAAAAAUAUCUCAACAGGUAAUGUGCAGUCUAUGUGUAGUAGCAUAGUAAACCCUAGCAAGUCCGGAGCAUCUGCAAGACCCUUUGUCAAAAUAAAAAAUGAGCUCUGUGUGAAUCUAGACCUCACUCCCACUGAGUAUACUUUGCUUGAUGGGGCUUUGAAAGAUGGGCAUGAGGAAGUUUGUGUCAGUCCCGAUGAAAAGACGUUAGAGCUUACAUCUCCUAGAUCACGUCCAAAUAGUGCUGGUCAUACUCCUUAUCACUUGUCACCUGAGGAGACCUGGGCCUCAAAAGAUCAUAGUAGUUUUGGCGUUAAGAUGUGUCUUGGUUCAGAGAGCCAGCAGAUGGGAUUGUCCAAGUUUUCAGAGUCCGGAUUGCCUAAAAGUAACCAAGAAAGUAUCUCAACUUCCUCCAAAGAGAAGCAUUCAAGUUUCCUGUCUCUCAGCUCUUUCAAGGAUAUAAUGCCUGACAUAUCUCCCACUGUUACCACCACCACACACUCAAUGCCUGCAGAAGUAAGUUCACCACAGUCCACUGAGGUUGAUGAAUCAUUGUCGAUGUCUUUUGAACAAGUGCUGCCAACAGUAAGCGAGUCCACCAACGAAGACGAAACAUCUUACUCAAAUGGACACCAUGUCAAUUCUGAUUUCAAAGUUGGAAUGUCUCUGUCUUUAAAGAAGCCUCACACCCAGAGGCCACCUCAUGAUGGCCCGGAAGGGUGUUCAUCUGGACCGCAUUGUCUAGUAUUUGAUGGUACCCACGAUGUUGACCUUUGCUUGGUCUCUCCAUGCGAGUUCAAACAUUUCAAGCCGGUUGGCGAUCAAGAGGAUCCACUGUCACUAGGUUUAAGUAACACCAGCCCAUUGAACCUUUCUGAUGAUAGUGACCACUCCCAAGAUGUAGCCAAGCCCCUUCCACCUUCAUGUUCAGGUAACAAGGCUACUCAUCCAGCUCAGGAGACCCCUCUCACUUCUGCCAGUGACUAUUUUUUCAUGGCAACAGACUCAGAUGUACAUACUGGUGUAGAGGAUUGCCCAUCCAUCACUGCAGACGGUAUUCUGGAUUCUGAUGAAGAAGGGGUUGUGAACCCGCAAUCCCAAAACCUAAAUGAUGUGAAUUCUUGCAGAGUGAAUCAUCCUUUACCGAAGGAUCCCCCACCCGCACCUCUGAAAGACUUACCUCCUCUUCCACCUCAGCCUGGUGCUUGUAUGCCUGAUCCUGUCAGCAACAUAAAGCCUGGUGCAACAAAAGGCAGAAAAGCAGGAAGAGUUACACAGAGGUUAACGUCUUCUAGUGUUUUAACACAAGGCACAAAAACCAGGGCUGACAGUCAAGGUACUUCUGUUAGCGGCUCAAGAAGCAGCUCAGCAGGAGACAUAAUGGGUAGUCGUAGCACAGGCUCUGCUUCUAAACGGUCAACAACAGCAGGUAGCAAGGUUGGUGCUUCAGUAUACUUGGACCUGGCUUAUCUUCCAUCGGGCCAUGGAGCUUCCACUGUUGAUGUUGAGUUUUUCUGUCGCUUGCGAUCAUCCUGUUACAUAAUGAGUGGAGAUGACACACUCAAAGAAAGCUUGAUGAGGUCCAUUCUGGAUGCAUUAUUGGAGGGAAAAUCUGUAUGGCCGGAGGAUGUGCCGGUGACCCUGAUUCCCACAUUUGAAUCACUGAUGAUGCAUGAGUGGUACCGGGAAACUCAAGAAAAACAACGGCAACUGGGCAUUACAGUCCUAGGCAGCAACAGCACUGUGGCGAUGCAGGAUGAAACAUUCCCUGCUUGUAAAGUAGAGUUCUGCUAGAUGGAUAGGGAUGACACAUGCUUUACAUUUUCCAUCUGUGCAUCCCAUGCUUAUUUAAAGGGACACAUACACAAAUUUCACCACCAUAGAUUCAUAUGUACAGUUAUGUUCUCGGCAGAUGCUUCACCAAACAACUUAUUUUGUGUUCGUGAAGGAUUCCUAAGCAGUUAGCUAAGGACUAAAAGACACAGUAAAAUCACAAGUAUUAAAUCAACACCUAUGUAUUUACUCUAGGAGUAUAAUUGCACUGGUUUGUUAUUAAGAAGAGUAUUUAAUAGAUUCUCACUAUUCAAAAAUAGAUAGUAAUAAUUAAAUACUGCAAACUUUAACAUAAUCCCCAGAGUUCAGAUCUUUCUAUAGAACACACUUCUUUGGAAAAUGCAUUAUUUUGCAUUGCAUUAGUUUAUGCGGGUGACUGAGGUAGAGAAUUGCAUUGAUUAUGCCAUUGUGCAUGAAGACCAUUGCAUUGCUCUGAAAAGGAUAGUAUGAUACCAUUUUCCAGUCCCUUUUACUGUAUGAGGACUGGUAGCUUCACGCCAAUUCACACAGAUAUGAAUGUACUGCACUAUAAUAGAAAAUCACUAUGAAAUCUUUAUAAAUAUGACGGCAUGUAAGUGAAGAUUUCAGUUCAUCCCGUUUGGAAAUGUGAAAAGUAGAAGUGGCAACUGUGACACCAAGUAUAAAUUGUAACUACAGUUCAGAGCCUCUGAUAUCUUCUUUAUGCCUACAGUGCUUCUGAUACUGAGUGCUGAUGUAGUGCUCCUUUAUUUUUUUAGAUGCAUCUCCUUAAUUCAGCACUAUAAAUAGAAUGUCUGGUAGGUUUGUGGGGCACAGAAUAAUUUUUAAUUCAUGCAUUGCUACAAUCAUGGAAAGUGUGUAAUAUAGGCUUCUUAUAUGUAUUAAUUAAUAUGAAGUAUACUAAUUAAAACAUUUAAAUGUCAUUGUAAAUACUUUGCUGAUUCCUCGUCAGUGUGCUAGGAUAAAACAAUCACACAAUGCACAGACAUCAUUUGUGGAAAAGAUUGCUAAAUGUUGAGAGAAACAAAUUUCAGGUAAUACUGUAAAGUAUCAAUAAAAAUGGUUGAAUAUAAUUAAAUUGGACUAUCCCAGAUAGCAAGCAAUCAUUU
Pimephales promelas (fathead minnow) is the source of this 5115-nucleotide messenger RNA. It is a transcript of the gene map1sb, whose product is annotated as microtubule-associated protein 1Sb. Gene Ontology annotation, biological process: microtubule cytoskeleton organization; dendrite development; regulation of microtubule depolymerization. Gene Ontology annotation, cellular component: cytosol; microtubule; neuronal cell body. Gene Ontology annotation, molecular function: microtubule binding; actin binding. The record is from RefSeq and is a predicted model, not a curated record. Lineage: Eukaryota; Metazoa; Chordata; Actinopteri; Cypriniformes; Leuciscidae.